Dipodomys spectabilis (banner-tailed kangaroo rat) is the source of this 3293-nucleotide messenger RNA. It is a transcript of the gene Canx, whose product is annotated as calnexin. The transcript has 15 exons. Lineage: Eukaryota; Metazoa; Chordata; Mammalia; Rodentia; Heteromyidae. The record is from RefSeq and is a predicted model, not a curated record. The coding region runs from base 184 to 1965 and encodes 593 amino acids. Gene Ontology annotation, biological process: protein folding. Gene Ontology annotation, molecular function: calcium ion binding. Gene Ontology annotation, cellular component: endoplasmic reticulum; endoplasmic reticulum membrane.
GGACGCAGGGCUGGGCUUCGUGCGGUGGGGCUCGCUCGCGCGGCGGCGGUAGCCGAGGCCUUUUGGAUCUGCGGCACGUGACGGUCGGGCCGCCUCCGCCUCUGUCUCCUCUGCAGCGCGCGGCCAGGUGUGCGGGUGGAAGGAGCGCGGACACCGCCUGUGGUCUCCGGUUAGCCUGAGAUCAUGGAAGGGAGAUGGUUGCUGUGUAUGUUACUGGUCCUUGGAACUGCCAUUAUUCAGGCUCAUGAAGGACAUGAUGACGAUAUGAUUGAUAUUGAGGAUGAUCUUGAUGAUGUCAUUGAAGAGGUAGAAGAUUCAAAAUCGAAACCAGAUACCAGCACUCCUCCAUCUCCAAAGGUCACCUACAAAGCUCCAGUUCCAACAGGAGAAGUUUAUUUUGCUGAUUCUUUUGAUAGAGGCUCUCUGUCAGGGUGGAUUUUAUCCAAAGCCAAGAAAGAUGACACUGAUGAUGAAAUUGCCAAAUAUGAUGGAAAGUGGGAGGUAGACGAAAUGAAGGAAACAAAGCUUCCAGGCGAUAAAGGACUUGUAUUGAUGUCUCGGGCCAAGCAUCAUGCCAUCUCUGCUAAAUUGAACAAGCCCUUCCUAUUUGAUACCAAGCCUCUCAUAGUUCAGUAUGAGGUUAAUUUCCAAAAUGGAAUAGAAUGUGGUGGUGCCUAUGUGAAACUACUUUCCAAAACACCAGAACUCAACCUGGAUCAAUUCCAUGACAAGACCCCCUAUACGAUUAUGUUUGGUCCAGAUAAAUGUGGAGAAGACUAUAAAUUGCACUUCAUCUUUCGCCACAAAAACCCCAAGACAGGUGUAUAUGAAGAAAAGCACGCUAAAAGGCCAGAUGCAGAUUUGAAGACCUAUUUUACUGAUAAGAAAACACAUCUUUACACAUUAAUCUUGAAUCCAGAUAAUACUUUUGAAAUAUUAGUUGACCAGUCCGUUGUAAACAGUGGAAAUCUGCUAAAUGACAUGACUCCUGCUGUAAAUCCUUCACGUGAAAUUGAGGAUCCAGAAGACCGGAAGCCUGAGGACUGGGAUGAAAGACCCAAAAUACCCGAUCCAGAUGCUGUCAAGCCAGAUGACUGGGAUGAAGAUGCUCCUGCUAAGAUUCCAGAUGAGGAGGCCACGAAACCUGAUGGCUGGUUAGAUUAUGAGCUCGAAUAUAUACCUGAUCCAGAUGCAGAGAAGCCAGAGGAUUGGGAUGAGGAUAUGGAUGGAGAGUGGGAGGCUCCACAGAUUGCCAAUCCUAAAUGUGAGUCAGCUCCUGGGUGUGGUGUCUGGCAGCGGCCUAUGAUUGACAACCCCAGUUACAAGGGCAAAUGGAAACCUCCCAUGAUUGACAAUCCUAAUUACCAGGGAAUAUGGAAACCCAGAAAAAUACCAAAUCCAGAUUUCUUUGAAGAUCUAGAACCUUUCAGAAUGACUCCUUUUAGUGCUAUUGGUUUGGAGCUGUGGUCCAUGACUUCUGACAUUUUUUUUGACAACUUCAUCAUCAGUGGUGAUCGAAGAGUAGUUGAUGACUGGGCUAAUGAUGGAUGGGGCCUGAAGAAAGCUGCCGAUGGAGCUGCUGAGCCAGGUGUAGUGGGGCAGAUGCUGGAGGCAGCUGAGGAGCGCCCGUGGCUCUGGGUGGUCUACAUUUUGACUGUGGCUCUGCCAGUGUUCCUUGUCAUCCUCUUCUGCUGCUCUGGAAAGAAGCAGUCGAAUGCUAUGGAGUAUAAGAAGACAGAUGCUCCUCAACCAGAUGUCAAGGAGGAGGAAGAAGAAAAGGAAGAGGAAAAGGACAAAGGGGAUGAAGAUGAGGAAGGUGAAGAGAAGCUUGAAGAGAAACAAAAAAGUGAUGCUGAAGAGGAUGGUGGCACUGUCAGUCAAGAGGAGGAAGAUAGAAAACCUAAAGCAGAGGAAGAUGAAGUUUUGAACAGAUCACCAAGAAACAGAAAGCCAAGACGAGAGUGAAACAAUCUUAAGAACUUAUCUGUGAAUUCCUCUCCCUCCCCUCCCCUGCAAGUGUGGUCCUAGGAGAGGGCCUGGCAACCUUAGGUUGAAACUCAGAAAACCUCAAGAUGACACCAUCAGCAGGUUCCAGCUGAGCGCUAGCCUGUGUGAUUUUAAACAUCUAGCAGUAAAUAAUUGCAGUUGUGACAUAAAGGACCCUGUUUCUGUAGAAAGAAAACAUUUAACAUAAUGGUUGUGAAAUGUAACAUGAAGCAACUAACUUGUAUUUUUUGUUUUGUUUUUAAACAUCUUUCUUUAAAAUAGAAUGAUAGAAGUUUUGCCAGUCUAAAAUCUUGGCUUAAUUUAUUAAUCUGUCCAUGCAGAAAUAACACCAACAUUUAGAAAAGCUAGGGGGAUGAAUUACAGUUUUUCUAAUCUAACAGGUUUGUUUUUUUUUUUUAGGUUUGAUAUUACAAAACAUUCAAGUAUCUGUGGCCCUUGAAAUUGGUAAUCAUGUCUAAGUACAGUCCUUUGUGGUUAUAAUCUUGUUUUUCUUGCUUCUAUUACUCAAUUCCUCCAAGAAUAUUGAGAUUAGAUAGAAGUCCAAAUUUAUAUAUAAAGAUUUUGUUUAAGUUGUAUUAAAAGUAGACCUAUAACACACACACACACAACACACCCAGCUUUCACUUGGAUGUUGGUUAGAUCAUAAGGUUUGUGUGUUCUCUUGCCCUUGGAACUGCUUGGUUCCCAGUCAGCUUUUCAGUUGAUGGAGGUGGUGAUUUAAAGCAGCACCUGGGCAUUCCUACUUCACACAUCGGAGUCUCUGGUCCCUGGCCUCCUAGAAUGCUGGCUUUUGAAAGAAACACUGGCAGGGCAGGUGGGCUCCAGAGAAGAUGCUUCACCACUUGUUCCACUGUGUUGACACUGUUUUCCUUACCUAUUUUCCCUGCCCUAGCUCUCUCUCUGCUAUGCAUUUUCUUCACAGCGCAGCUUGCAGUCCGUUGCUGAAAAUUAUUAUAAAGCUCUGCAUAGUGUUAAGCUUUAUUGUGAUUAAGUGUAUGUUUCUUUUUAAGCAGACCCACACCUUUCCAGGGUCAAAGUACAGGAUAGAACACAAACUUCCAUUCUUAUCCAUUUCCUUUACUCUGUAUAAAGACUUUAGAAGUCUAAUCCAGACGUGGGCCAAUUCAGAAUUGACUGUAAUUGAACAUAGAAUAAAAGUAUUUAUGGGAGGAGUGACAUAGCAUGAAUUACCUGAUUUUUGUAGAAUAUUUUAAGUUCAUUCGCAAUUCAUGUAACAGCUAUGUCUUAAAUUUACACAAUAAAGGAGUCCUUUUCAAUUUUUUUUU